This is a messenger RNA of Quercus robur (English oak), 1710 nucleotides long. Its product is annotated as F-box protein At2g39490-like. NCBI's taxonomy places the organism in Eukaryota, Viridiplantae, Streptophyta, Magnoliopsida, Fagales, Fagaceae. The record is from RefSeq and is a predicted model, not a curated record. The transcript is spliced from 3 exons. Gene Ontology annotation, molecular function: protein binding. The coding region runs from base 231 to 1625 and encodes 464 amino acids.
UUCAUAUAUCAAAAUUUGUCACUUUUGACAGCACGUGGUCCAUGAACAUUAUCUGCAGCAAUUCUGUACGGUCUAUAUUUGCAGUUGGAUAACUUGGACGCGCUCAAUUAUUUUUGCUCCUUGGAAAACCUAUCAAGCAGCUGAACUUUUCCGCUCUGUCCACAAUAUAUCUGGUUUAUAUUUCCAUUAUUGGGUCUAAUUGUUUGGUUUUGGUUCAGGGUAAAGAAAUCAUGGAGGAUAGGCUUGAUUUGAUCAGCGGCUUACCGUUUGAAAUCCUCCGGCGCAUCUUGUCGCUCCUCCCAUUAGAAGAGGCAGUAAGAACUAGCACUCUUUCAACUGUCUGGAAGAACCUUUGGACACCAUUUCAAGUAGAUGUGGACUUCGAUACAAACCAAAUAACCAAUCAUGAAGAUUGCAAGAGAGUAAUUCAAGUCAUCGGUGCAAUAUUAAGGUCUUAUUAUGACUGUCCAGAGGUAUGGAAGUUGUGCCUUAACUUCCCGGAGAGCAAGAAAGAUCUGAUUGUCUUGGCUACAAAGGGAGCAGAAAAUGAGGUUCAUUUUGGGUUCUCCAAAAGAGAGAAAACAAGUGGUAAGUUCAAGCUGAAAUUGGAGCAAACUUGUCAGGGCUUUUCUAACAAUCCCACAAAGAAAGCAAGCUUUUCUAUUCUCAAAACCCUGCAUCUCAGGUCAGUGUCCCACCUUGCCAAAGACUUGGUUUCGGCUUUGUUCUCCAAUUGUCAGCUUCUUGAAAGUUUGAAGAUUGAAAAGUGUGUUGGAUUAGAAAGCCUUGAUAUAGAAGCAGGGAACUGUCUGCAGAACUUGGUGGUGUUGGAUUGUCCAGAUAUUGUGGAUCUCACUAUCUCUGCACCAAUCCUCAAGUCAUUUAGUUAUCAAGGAGUUCUUCCACAGAUUCAUUUGGUAAACACUUUAAACUUGGUCAACGUGGUGCUUAACUUGAAGGAUGGACUUGGCAAUAAUGAGUUUGAUUGUGAGGAAAUCCUAUUGCUUUUGGCCUCUCUCAAGGAAGUUGAGAUUCUCACUAUAAGCGGCUGGCUUCUUGAGUGGCUGUGUUCAGCAGGGGUGAUCUUCAGGUGCCUCAGAUUCCAAUUCAACAAAUUAAAGGAAUUAAGGUGGAUUGAUUCUUUGAUCAACAGGUCCAAGAGGGACUCAUUGGCUUGCUUCCUAAACAUAGCGCCUAUCUUGGAAAGGUUGUUUAUCAAAAUUGAACGUGCCAACAACUGUGUCCCCUGUCCUAAUUUUCACCAAUACUGGCAUGAGCCUCACUUGUGGAUGGAUUUUGCAACCGUUGAGUCCAAUACUUCACAACUUGAUCACCUCAAAGUUGUUACGUUUCUGGGCUUUAGCAUCAAAGAAGAUCAACUACUACUAAUGGAGCUUUUACUUAAGAAGGCAAGUAUGCUAAACUCAAUGUCUGUUAUAUUACCGACGAAUCGAAUAUGGCGGGUUGUCAAGGUCUCUCUGCAUGAUCAGCCGAAGCAAGCAUCAUCGAACCACCAAAACCAGAUUGCUGUUUUAUCUCCGACCAAGGACUUCUUCUUUGGAUUUACAGAAGAAAUUUACGGUGGUCACUGUCCAGCAAAUGCUAACGUCAAGUUUUGUGAUUAGUGCAUAAUAAAAGUUGAUCAACAGUAAAUCCAGAUGAAAUUAAUAUUCCAAUUACAACCAUCCAUAUUAUAUAGUAUUCUUAACA